AUGACGGUGGUUUUAUGGAGCAAUGUGUUGAGGAGAAAAGAUAGAACAGUUACAGUCUUCAGCCUGUGGAAUAAGGAGAAGGAAGCAGUUAAGAAGUGGAAGAAUGCAGAUCGCAUACGACUGAUCUAUCUGGCCAUCAUUCUCUGUGUGGUUUUAGCGAGAGAUGAGAAGGCUAAUAUCCCCCUCAAAUACAUCAAGGUGGUCAUGGAUAUUGAGAAGGUUCGAAAGUAUCCUUGGGGGGUUGCUGCUUAUGACCUUCUCUGCAACUCCAUAGCCAAAACCCGUGACAACCUGAAGGAUAAGACUACUAGUUAUGUGUUGGAUGGAUUCUCAUACGCCUUCCAGAUUUGGGCAAUGGAAGCUGUACCAAAGAAUGGGAAGCUAUGUGGAAAGAAACUUGACAAAGGUUUCACGAAAGGUCCUAGAUGCAUUAACUGGAUGGGAGAUGGAAAGGAUGACAUCUAUGCUUAUAUCGACUGGGGAGGAAAUUAUGAUGUAGUCCAAGCUGAUGCUUUUGGCAGAGAUGAUGAUGUGGAGGAUGACAGAAUCAAGAACCUGAUGGAGUUGAUAAGAACUGGACAUGAUUUUAGUGACCAUAUUUGGGAAAUCGAAGAAGCUCCAGAGGUUUGUUCAGAUCUACAUGAUGAAGCACUUGUGAAUGAUGAAUCGACUGUGAAUGAUGAAGCGGCUGAGAGUGAUGAAGACUACCAUACUCCAAAGGGAUCAAAGAACCUAGGCGCUACAUCAAGAAGGGGUAAGAAGAGGCUUCCGGAUCGUGGUAUGGAAAAAAGGAAGCAUAAGGUUCUCUCCUCUGGUCCUAAGCAAGCACCUUUUAAUGAAGACAUGAAGGCUUUUGUGGCACAGUUGUUUGAGCAGAGUUUCUCGGGAAUGGAACAGCGGCUACAAAGACAGAUGGCUGAGACAUUUGAGAAUAUGAGGACAUAG
This is a messenger RNA of Brassica napus (rape), 945 nucleotides long. RefSeq lists its product as uncharacterized. NCBI's taxonomy places the organism in Eukaryota, Viridiplantae, Streptophyta, Magnoliopsida, Brassicales, Brassicaceae. Bases 1 to 945 code for a protein of 314 amino acids. The record is from RefSeq and is a predicted model, not a curated record. The transcript has 2 exons.